This is a messenger RNA of Drosophila takahashii, 2423 nucleotides long. RefSeq names its product A-kinase anchor protein spoonbill (gene spoon). Gene Ontology annotation, molecular function: RNA binding. The record is from RefSeq and is a predicted model, not a curated record. NCBI's taxonomy places the organism in Eukaryota, Metazoa, Arthropoda, Insecta, Diptera, Drosophilidae.
UUCGACCCGAUGACCAGACUCCGCACACGUUUUUUUCGGCUUUGUGCAAGCAAUUCGAGUGCAAUUCCCAAAUUCCAACCGAAAACCCCCUGAGAAGUGCGCGGCGCCUGCAAAUCGGCCAACUGCGAGGUGAUUCCCCGCGAGGCAGACAAUCGCCCCGGUUUCGGCGCAGCCUGGCCACACUGCCGCACGCCGGCCAUGUUAUUGUGAUUUGUAAAAGGUGGAACUAGACACGUGUUUAAUUCGGGCAGCCCAGCGUUGAGAAAUCGCCAGUGAAUCGCCAGCAGACACACAAAAAGACCACGCAGAACUCGCGAGUGCAUUGCAUUGUAUUGAAAACACCCGAAAUCAGUGGGCAAAAUAAGUUAUCCAGGCGGUGGCGAGAGAUCCUUCAAUAUUCAGCGAAAAUGGUAUCCGGUCGUCCUCUACUCUACCUCUCACUGCCCGGUGUAGCAUUUAUACUCGGCGUCUUUUGGUUUCGGCGUAGAAAUAAAAAUCGUUUAGACAAGCCCGAUGACGAGGACACAUCGGCCGUCAAGGACUCGUCGAUUGAGCCCACUGUGCAGGCGCGCAAGGCCAAUGGAGUCCUGCAGAAUGGCAAGCUGCCACAGCAGCCGGCCAGCAAGUCGAUGAACAUCAACGGAACCAUAGCCAAUGGAAGCGGAAGUGGAAGUGGAAGCGGUGGCAGCAAUAGCGGAAGCGGCAGCGAUGAAAAGGAUAGUCCCACCACCAUGUUGUAUGGCAAAUCCGCACCCAUCAAAAUCCAGAGCAAUGGACGCUCCUCAAAUGGCAAGCAUCAGCAGCAGAUCGAUUCCGAAAUGCUAAAGUCAAAGAUUCAGGAUGCCGAGCACAAGAAACUGUGCUCCAUAGACGAGGAUUUCGAGAAUCUAUCGUCGCCGCGUGAUUUGCCCGAUUCGGUGAAUACACGCGUGUCCUUCUAUAAUCGCAAGGCCAGCCAAAAGACAGUGGAACCGGUGGUGAUCAAGGCCACGCGCACGCCCAAGAUAUCGCCGGAGAACUCGUUCCUGGACACCAACUACACCACCAAGGAGGAGUGCGAGCAGAACAAUAACUGUGAGCCCAAGGAGAAGGAGAACGAUAAGGUCUCCAAGGCGGAGGCCACUGGGGAACAGCAGCAGGAGCAUGAGCAGGAGCAGGAGCAGGAGCAGACGGUGCUGAAGGAGGAGCUGGUGGACAGCAAUGGCAAUCAGAAGCGCAACGUGGACGCGGCCAGCCCCUCGCUGAGCAUUUGCAGCGUCCAGUCGGGCGAUUCCGGCAAGGGAUCCAGCCUGCCCCGCUCGGAGGCGACACGCGUGAAGACCAGCUACGAGUUCCUCUUCCCCAUCAGCCUGAUCGGUCACCUGUACGGCCGCAAGCGGGCCUUCAUUAACCAAAUCAAGGCCAAGACCCUGGCCAGCGUGGCCCUGAGCAAGAAUCCCUAUUCGGGCAAGGUGCGCAUCUGCACCAUCGAGGGAACGGAGAGCGAAAUCGACGCCGCACUGGCCAUGAUCCGUCAGCGUUUGCCGGCCAAGCGGUAUCCCAACUUCACCAUGCAACGCAUCCACUUUGCGCUUCCCCAGACCAUAGUUCCUCUUUCGACCGAAAGCCUCUACAAUCUACAACUGAAACUGAUCGAGGGCAUCAACAACGAUGUGGUGGUGAGUGCGGUGCUCUCCGGGUCGCAUGUGUUCAUCCAGCACCCGCUGCAUCCCUCGCAUCCAUCGCUGCCCAUGCUGCAGAAGCAGCUGUACGACAGCUACUCCAACAUGGAGUCGCCCCAGCUGCCCAGCUUGGAGAUCAGUGCCGUGUGCGUGAUACCCAUCAAUGGGGUGUGGUAUCGCGUCCAGAUCGUGGACACGGAUGCCGAGGACGAGGAGCGUUGCCUGGUCAAGUUCCUCGACUUUGGUGGCUACAUGAAUGUCGGCUUCAGCACACUGCGCCAGAUCCGCACCGAUUUCAUGAGUGUGCCCUUCCAGGCCACUGAAUGCAUCCUGUCCAACAUUGAGCCCAUCGGUGAGACCUGGUCCAUCGAGGCGGCCGAAAUCCUCAACCAACUAACCAAAGGCAUUGUCUUGCAAGCCCAAGUCGCCGGCUACAAUAGUCACAACAUACCAGAAAUCUAUUUAUUCGCUUCUCUAGGUCCCAAUAAUGUAAUCUUUAUCAAUAAGGAACUGGUCGCCAGGAACCUCGCGAAGUGGGUGGAGAUGCGUGACUAACAGCCUUCGUGAACAACUCAACUAGUAACCAAGAACUAUAUGAAAUCUAAAAGCAAACUUAAACAACAAUCACUCAAACCCAAAUCAAGCAACUUGGCAGUGCAACAAAGGAAUGCUUGAGUCUAGUGCAGCGGGCUCCAAAAGGUGAAGAAGAAUUCGGAUCACGGAUUGCGGAUGCAGCUUUUACAGAUAGCAUGUAGCACAUAG